Homalodisca vitripennis (glassy-winged sharpshooter) is the source of this 1233-nucleotide messenger RNA. RefSeq names its product nose resistant to fluoxetine protein 6-like. The coding region runs from base 1 to 1233 and encodes 410 amino acids. The transcript is spliced from 8 exons. The record is from RefSeq and is a predicted model, not a curated record. Gene Ontology annotation, molecular function: acyltransferase activity, transferring groups other than amino-acyl groups. Lineage: Eukaryota; Metazoa; Arthropoda; Insecta; Hemiptera; Cicadellidae.
AUGUUUCUAGAAGCUCGUAGUAACCCUGCUGUCAUUCAGCGAUUGUCUGAUACGAGCCGCUUUCUGCUGCCCUUGCCUGACCAGAUGUUAUCCGAGACUCUGCUCCAGACCGCACAAUGGUUUAUCCCCAAUCAUGCGGUGUCUGAGGAAUGUCGGAACCACAGCACCUCCUUGCUGGAUGGCUUGAUGCAUGGUGACAGCACAGCAUUAGAAUUGGUUGACGCUGCUGGGAAGCUGGGAUCGGGACUACUAGACUUUAAGAAAUACAUCUCUGGAAACUACCGGCAAUGUCUUCAAGUAAAGGAUGCCACAAGGAAUUUCAUAGGAAAAUACUGCACAGUGUGUACAAGAGGAUCCAUAUAUCAUGAUAAAAAGUUUAACGCCAGAGUAAUGCAUCGGUUCGAUCUUGAGUACACUCUUUGUGUACCGUCUAGCUGCUCAGAGACGGAUGUGGCAGUUCACGUUGGUACCAAUUUGGCAGAGAUCAAUGCCACUGUAAUACAUGACGUAAUUUGUUCAACUGCGCAACCACGUACUUUCCGAGUUAAAGAUUACUUUGCAAUGUCAUUUUUCACUUUCCUCGCACUUCUUGUAGCUACAAGCACAUUCUACUGCAGCAGGAACCAAAAUAACCCAGUGUUCAAAGCGUUCUCUCUCGCAAACAACUUCCAGAUCCUGAUGGACACAAGAAGUUCAGAUGAUGAGAUAUCUUGCAUGAAUGGGCUCAGGAUCAUUUUCAUAAUGUUAGUUGUAUUUCUUCAUCGAUCCAAUACAUUACUGGAGAUUUAUUCCAAAUUUAAUGUUAGAGACAUGUAUGAAGUUUUUUAUGGAUUUAUACCAGUGGUACAUGAGUUGUGUAUUCCUGCAGUAAACGGUUUCUUCCUAAUUAGUGGAAUUCUGUUGGCUUACAACUUCCUCCGGAAGUCUCUAAACAAUAUCCAAUUUAAAGUUUUUCGUUUUUAUACAGUAAGAUAUGUGAGGUUAAUUCCUAUGUUGGCCUGUAUAAUACUAUACUAUUCUACUCUCCUGAUACACCAAGGGCAGGGGCCGCUAUGGUACUCAAUGGUAAAAGAAGAAGGCAAUUGUAAUGCAAACUGGUGGGCUGGGUUUCUUCACGCUACAAACUACAUCAAGCGUAAGAAACUUUUCAUUGUGAAUCUUGCUUGUCUACUCAUCACAGACACUCCAGCCAAAAACAUCUGGCUUGUCAAUCAGCUGGCCACAGCCUGGUAA